Molecule: messenger RNA, 1118 nt
Organism: Trachymyrmex septentrionalis
Lineage: Eukaryota; Metazoa; Arthropoda; Insecta; Hymenoptera; Formicidae
Exons: 5
Coding region: 279-1118 (279 amino acids)
Source: RefSeq, a predicted model, not a curated record
AUUUCAAAGUCGUGAAUUUAUAUUUUAGAGCAGAGAACUUGUUUUAAAAUAGCGAAUUUGUAACCGCAGCACAUUCUUGCAUCGCAGUAUUUCGUGAUUGUAACAGAUUUCUUAACCUCAAUAGUCAUUUAAUAUUUCGGUUCGCGGGGUAGAGUGACAUUUCUUGUAAAUUUUUUAUUUUAACACAAAAACGCAUCGAUUAAGUAUAUUUUUAUAAAAAUUCGAGUUGAGGGAACUCUUCUUAACAUUUACCUAAACACACCUUACAUUUAUUUAAAAUGGACGAAGAAAUAAUACAAUUGCGUGCUCUGAAAGAACAUCUCCUGAAAAAGAUUGUUUACUUGGAAGACAGAUUGAAGGAUCAAGAAGAAAAUGGACGUAAAGAAUCAAUCAAUUUCAACACCACGCUGUUUCCUGAUGAUGAUGAUCACAAACUGUCGGAAUCUUUAUCUGCCAAGUAUGAAGCUAAAUUAUGUGAUAUUACAGCUCAAGUGACAGGAAUAACAUUCGACAAUGUCGAUAGAAAGUUGUUACGUAAUGAUAUUUAUAUAUAUACAGCUAAAGUAAUAACAAAAACAAUCUCCUUUGAUAUUGAAUUAACAGUGAUUUUGAAGUAUUUAAAUGAUGAUUUUAAAAUUGAGAACAUAACAUGUUAUUUCAAUAAAAAUAUCCAUGAUUGUUACAUAUUGGAAAUAUCCCCUUGGUUUAAGAAAAUUACAAAUAUGAAAAACUUUUCUCUUCUUAUGUCUGCACUUUCUGAUUACAAUGCAAAGAAUAUUUUUAGAUCUAAAAUUCUACAUAGUUUAGAAAUACAGAAAUAUGCAAGCUCUGAGCAAUGUACUCAGGAAAACGGAGGUAUAUUAGUAUAUGUACAUUCAUCUGUAGAUACAGAGAAAAGCUAUGUAAUAUUUCAAUGGACAAUGAAAUUUUUGGACUUGACAUGGCAGAUUGAACAUUUCUUUACAGUAAAGUCUACAGACAUAGGAAUGGAGUUUUCUGAAGAAAAUCGGUCUUUAUUAAAAGAAUUUUGUGAAUUUGGCUUGACAGAAAACAGUCUUGUAGAGUUGUGGGAGAAAUUGUGCAUUGCUAUUGAUAAUUAUGCUGGAAAAAGUACCUGA